ACCGAGCCCCGCGCGCCCGCCGGCCCCGCCCCGCCCCGAGCAGAGGGCGCAGCUCCCAGCCGGGCAACCCCCAAACGGCAGUUGGGCUGUGAGGAGUCGCGCCGCUCCCUCCCACGCAGUGGACUCCUUCGAGGCCAAAAACUUGCUUGCCAUGUCGGCUGCGGAGGCGGGAGGUGUUUUCCGCAGAGCUCGGGGUAGGACCCUGGACGCGUUUUCCUCAGAAAAGGAAAGGGAAUGGAAAGGCCCAUUCUACUUCAUCCAAGGUGCAGACCCACAGUUUGGACUGAUGAAGGCCUGGUCCACUGGGGAUUGUGACAGCGGCGGUGACGAGUGGGAGCAGGAGAUCCGUCUGACUGAGCAAGCCGUCCAGGCUAUCAACAAGCUGAACCCCAAGCCCAAGUUCUUUGUUCUGUGCGGGGACCUCGUCCAUGCCAUGCCCGGGACGCCCUGGCGGAAGGAGCAGACGGAGGACCUGCAGCGGGUGCUCAGGACCGUGGACGGCGAGAUCCCGCUGGUCCUCGUCAGCGGCAACCAUGACGUGGGCAAUGUCCCCACCCCCGAGACCAUCGCGGAGUUCCAGCGGACCUGGGGAGAUGACUAUUUCAGCUUCUGGGCUGGGGGCGUCCUGUUCCUCGUCCUCAACUCCCAGUUCUUCUACGAUGCCUCCAUGUGCCCUGCCUUGAAGCAGGCCCAGGACCAGUGGCUGGACCAGCAGCUGAGCAUUGCAGGGCAGCAGAAGUGCCAGCACGCCGUCGUCUUCCAGCACAUCCCGCUGUUCCUGCAGAGCAUCGACGAGGACGACGACUACUUCAACCUCACCAAGCUGGUGCGGAAGGAGAUGGCAGACAAGUUCUCCCAAGCAGGUAUCAAAGCUGUGUUCUCAGGCCACUACCACAGAAAUGCCGGGGGCACCUACCAGGACCUCGACAUGGUGGUAUCAUCUGCCAUCGGAUGCCAGCUGGGCAAAGACACCCAUGGGCUCCGAGUCGUGGUGGUCACCGCUAAGAAAAUCAUCCAUCGAUACUACAGUUUAGAUGAGCUGAGUGAGAAGGGAAUAGAAGACGAUCUGAUGGAUUUGUUGAAGGAAAAAUGAUUGCCGAUUAUGAUUUAUUCACUUUUCACUUCUACUAUUGUUUCAUUUUAGAAGAAACAGCAGCUGCACACAACCCCUUAUUGAAAUAAAAAAGUAUACCAGGCAGAUUUGUGAAUUUAUGUCCUUUUGCUUAAAUCAGAGAGCUAGGUCCUGUCGUAAAUGAUAUUUAAAAUAGAACUGCCCUCCCUAUGCAAAAGAGAGGGGAGGAGCCUGGAAAUGAAAGAAUAAAUGAUAUUAUUAGAAUCUC
Messenger RNA from Balaenoptera ricei (Rice's whale), 1340 nucleotides. RefSeq names its product calcineurin like phosphoesterase domain containing 1 (gene CPPED1). Gene Ontology annotation, molecular function: hydrolase activity. The transcript has 4 exons. The record is from RefSeq and is a predicted model, not a curated record. The coding region runs from base 152 to 1093 and encodes 313 amino acids. NCBI's taxonomy places the organism in Eukaryota, Metazoa, Chordata, Mammalia, Artiodactyla, Balaenopteridae.